Molecule: messenger RNA, 2259 nt
Organism: Ahaetulla prasina
Lineage: Eukaryota; Metazoa; Chordata; Lepidosauria; Squamata; Colubridae
Product: protein NipSnap homolog 3B-like
Exons: 6
Coding region: 109-879 (256 amino acids)
Cellular component (GO): mitochondrion
Source: RefSeq, a predicted model, not a curated record
UUGGGUUUUUUUUGUCCCCUAAGGCCUCCGUAAGUGAAAGAGGAGGGUAGAGUGGUGCCCUCUCGUCCUUCAACGUGGGCUGUGUGGGCGCUUACGGAUUUCCUUACCAUGUUGGGUCUCCACGUGGGCUCCGUCCUUGGCCGCCUCCUCAGACGAGCAACAGCGACAGACCCUUUCCGCGCCCAGGCACAUGUGUUUCAAGCUUGUUCGCCUUUUGCUACGGGACCCAGACAGGAAGUUGGCACUAUCUAUGAACUCCGUACUUAUGAUGUUAAGCCAGCAAAGGCAAAAGAAUUUCUUGAAUUGGUCAAUAAAUCUAUUAAGAUUCGUAUGGUUCACUCACAGAUGAUUGGAUUCUGGACAGCUGAAUUUGGGGCAAUGAAUAAAGCAUUUCAUAUUUGGAAAUACGAUAACUUUGCACACAGAGCAGCUGUAAGGAAAGCUGUAAUCAAUGAUAAAGAAUGGCAGGAAAAACUAGCUGCAAUUCUUCCACUUCUUGAUAAGCAGCACAUGGAAAUUGCUUACAUGGUCCCCUGGUGUGAGCUGGGAACCCCACCAAAAGAAGGAGUUUAUGAGUUAGUGACUUAUCAGCUGAAACCAGGUGGACCAGCUUUAUGGGGAAAUUCAUUCAAAGCAGCUAUUGAUGCGCAUGUUAGUAAAGGCUAUGCAAAACUGAUUGGCUUUUUCCACACAGAAUAUGGAUUUCUUAAUACAGUUCAUGUGCUUUGGUGGUUUGAGAAUCCAGAUAUCCGAGCAGCUGGGAGGCAUAUGGCCCAUGAAGAUGCCAGAGUGGUAGCAGCUGUUCGGGAAAAUAUUCAGUUCUUGGAAACCCAGCAAAACAUGCUCCUGAUUCCUGCAUCGUUUUCACCUUUGAAAUAGUUUUAUUCCAGUUGAACGACAUCACAUAAAAAAAAUAUUUUCUGCAAUCCUCAUCGGUUUCAGUAAAGGCAGAUUGAGGGUAGUUUUGAAUAUAAUUAUUUGUGGAAAGUCAUGUUAUCUUCUCAAAUACUGUCGAUACUUUUCUAAUCGUCUGCAUAAAAAUAGAUUCAAAUUAUAUGAGUAAACGAGGACUUAGUACAGAAUAUCUGUACUGAAAUGUUUAGACCGGAGAAUUAAAAAAUGGGAGAUAUGUCUAAAAUAAUAAUUUCAUUCUGGUGUUACACUCAUAUUUAAAUAUCUUAACUUAUAAAUAAAACUAAAAACUAAUUAUAAAAUAUAAUAACCUAAAAAAUGAAAAGUUGAUGUCACAAUAUGUUAUUUAAUCAGGAAAGUCUCAUGAUUAAUGUAUAGAUUGCAGUGAGAUCAAGAGAAUGACGUUUCACUUAUUACAGCUGAAAUGUAUUUAUUCUUAAAUGUUUGGUAAUGGAUCUGAACUUUUUAGGGUGUUCAUCAUUGCAUUAUGAUUGAGAUUGUUAAAUGCAAAAUUAAAUAGAUUUUCUGGAUUGUGUGUAUGCAAUUCUAUCAUUUCCUGUCCUGUCCCUUGGCAAUUCCACUCAUUCUGUUUAUGUUACGUAUCACUGCAGGCUUCUUAAAUGGCAGAUUGUAGAUUCCAUAUCCUAUCCUUUAAAAUUCUAAAGGGUAUGAUGUUCUUCAAUCUAAAAAAAGCAUGAACACACUGCAGAAUUUUGAAAUAUUGUAUGUUUUCACAGAUUACAUAAAAUAUUUUACAUUCAUUUUUUAAAAGUUUCAUACAUCCCAGAACUAAUUCUAAUUCUUAUAUCUUUGGUUGAAAAUUGAACUUGACUUGAUUCUUCCAGUCAUCUUUACUACCGUGUGUACUUUUGUGAGAAUAAACAUGCUUGGCACUUUUGUCUAAGUUGAUAUGUCAGUCUAGACUACACACCUGCUUUACAUAUUAGAAAUAACACUCCAUAAACUUGAGAAAGGGCUACAACUGAAGCCGCUUUAUUUUCAUUCAUCUUCCUCUUAAUGUUUUAAUUCAAUCAGCCUUUGAUUCUGCAGUUCGAUAAAUUUGAAAAGAUAAAGCGAAGGCAUGCGAGAAUCAUGACUUUUAAUUCUGCAUCUGAUGUGCUCCUGGUUCUGUUCAGAUGAGUUGGACAAUUCCAAUUCCUCCAAAUUUGAAGUCCACCACAUCUGAAGAGCAUCCAGUACGAGAAGGCUGCCAGACCUAAAUAAAGCAUGUCACUGUUUGAAGCCAUUUGUUUCAUUUUGCCUUAGCCUGAAUGUGUAAACACAAGGUGAUUUGCUAUGUGCUGCUGUGUAGGUGAGCCAAAAUAAAGAUAAGUACUUAAAUGUGGA